UCCUACUACUACUAAUACUACUGCCCUUUACUCAACCUUCACGAAGCCACUAGAGCCGGGAAGCGGUCCCUCUCAUACCGCCACUUUAGUGCUGGAUCCUCCGGCCUCGUUUCCCAUUCGAAGCAGCCCGGCGACAAGCUGGAGAUGGAUGAGACCGCCUUUGGCCGGAAUCUCAGAAAGACGUUUUGAAUAUCUCACUCCAUCGCCGACCUGAGCUUUCCCACAUUUUCACCCUGCCCCUGUGGAUCAUUCCAAGUCUCAAGGCGUCCACCGCAGCAACAAUGUCCAAAACACAGACGAUGACGAAAGCUCCUCCCGCGAGGGCAUCUCACGUCCAGGACGGCCCGUCAGCGCCGGCCGAGACGUUCGAGCUGAGCCUGAAGACGCCGACCAAGUCGCUUCGCGAACUCACCCGGCGGGUCGUCCAGGGCGGCAAGGCGUCCUUGCCAACGGGGGGCGCGCAAGGCUCGUCGGACGACGACGACAACGACGAAGAAGACACGGUCCGCGACGAGGUCCCUCCGCCGGUGACGGCCCAGCCGGUCGUCCAGCGCUGGAACAAGCCCCGGGGAAACAUUGGCCGGCUGGGAUUCGCCUUCUUCUCGUUUAUCGUCACGGGUCUCAACGACGGUGCUGUGGGAGCCCUCAUCCCCUACCUCGAGACGUACUACCACCUGAAUUACACCACCGUGUCCCUGAUCUUCCUCACGCCCUUCGCAGGCUACUCGCUCGCCGCGUUUACCAAUGCCACCAUCCACACGAAACUCGGCCAGAGAGGGAUCGCCGUCCUCGCCCCGCUGUGCCACAUCGCGACCUACGCAGUACUGUCGGCCCACCCUCCCUUCCCGGCAUUGGUCGUGAUCAACACCGUUUCCGGCUUUGGUAAUGGACUCACCGACGCUUGUUUCUGCGCGUGGAUUGGAGCCAUGGACAAAGCCAAUGCGGUACAAGGGUGCCUUCACAGUUUCUACUCGGUAGGGGCGCUGAUUGCCCCGCUGAUUGCGACCUCCAUGGUUGUCCAUGCGAAGCUGCCCUGGUACACGUUCUAUUACUUCAUGACUGGCGCUUCAGCCCUGGAAUUCGUCGGUCUCAGUAUGAUGUUCUGGCACAAGACGGGCGAAGUGUAUCGGAUCGAACACCCACGAGAUACUGAGGCCUCGGGAGGCCGCACGAGAGAAGCGCUCAAAUCCAAAAUCACCUGGAUCUGCUCGGCAUUCUUCUUCACGUACAUGGGCAUCGAAGUCGGUCUCGGGGGCUGGAUCGUGACAUUCAUGCUCCGUGUCCGCUCCGCCUCGCCAUCAGCGUCCGGCUAUUCGGGCACGGGCUUCUGGGCAGGCAUGGCCCUGGGCCGCGCUUCUCUGGGCUUCGUCACCGAGCGCUUUGGCGAGCGCCUCUGCAUCACCAUCUACCUCGCGCUGUGCCUCGCCCUGCAGCUGAUCUUCUGGCUGGUCCCGAAAUUCAUCGUCUCCGCCGUCGCCGUCGCCUUCCUCGGCUUCUUCCUCGGCCCCAUGUUCCCCGGCGGCGUGAUGAUGGCCGCGAAGCUGCUGCCCAAGCACAUCCACGUCAGCAGCAUCGGCUUCGCGAUGGCGCUGGGAGGAACGGGCGGGACGGUGUUCCCCUUUGCCAUCGGCGCCAUCGCGGCGAGCAAAGGAGUCAAGGUGCUGCAGCCGAUCAUCCUGGCACUGAUCAUCGUGCUUUUAGGGCUGUGGCUGAGCUUUCCGAGGGUGAAGAAGAGGGAGUAACGACUCCCCUCUCUAAGAGUUUUGUACUCGACGGAAAGAUGGAAGUAAUGUCCAAGAAGACGACCCAGAGGCAUCCAGGGCGCAAACUCACGUGCGUUGACGAGACCAUCCACGCGUCCUUCACUCAACCCACUUCCCAAGGUUUUACUCUGCAUCCUUCCUCCAUUAUACUUGGCCACAUCAUCGCAGGAAGUGCCUCACCCCAGCCGACGAAAGGCUGGGGCUUCUCAAACCGCUGCACCGCCAUCCCCCCAGCAGGGUACUAUAACUUUUCUCACCCUCCGCCUGCCCCUGCUGCUGCGCCGUGACAACAUAAGGCUAUGACCUGCAAAUAUUGCCGAAGGGAAAAGGUACGCAUGACGUGUCUAGGCGCAAAGCCAGUCAACAAUGACAACAUCUGAUGCUUCAGGAGUUGCGGUGCGCAGGCUUCGACACGUCUCCCACGGGCCGCCGUCACCACUACGUACGAUUUAACCAUGAGCGCGCGUUCGUCACAUUCGAGAGAGAAAAAUAAGAAAGCUUAGCAACAACAUAGAACAAAAACACCUGCAGGAAAGCAGAAGGCAUAGAGGAGGCGGGAAACAGCUCUGAUCCCAUGCCUGAGCGGACUCGGCUUACAUUGGAUAAUACUGCAGAGCAAUAUCUCAGCGUCGAGACCGCGCCUCCCAAGUCCAACUCCGCCCAUCUCGGUGACAAUCCAGUCUGGGAGUACGACGCGAAGUAGACGUGGGAAUUUAUGGUUGCGGAUACAACAGUCGCCCCUGUCAGUCGCACGGUUCGCCCAGUUCCUGAUUCUUGUUCGAAUUGCGACCACAAAGCAUGCCUACUCUGUGUUUUGCAGUAAUAGGGUAUUCAACGAGUAGAAUAAAAUAUCACUUUUGCACAUUUCCCAGCGUCGAUGACUCCAUUUUCUCCUGGUGAAA
Molecule: messenger RNA, 2665 nt
Organism: Cladophialophora immunda
Lineage: Eukaryota; Fungi; Ascomycota; Eurotiomycetes; Chaetothyriales; Herpotrichiellaceae
Exons: 5
Coding region: 282-1742 (486 amino acids)
Biological process (GO): transmembrane transport
Cellular component (GO): membrane
Molecular function (GO): transmembrane transporter activity
Source: RefSeq, a predicted model, not a curated record